UGUGCAGUUGGUAUUUUUGACAGGUAAUUUUUUGAGGUUAAUCUUUAAUAAUAAAAAUGUUCCGCUAGAAUUUACCAAAAAAUUCAUUAUUUCAUCGACUUGCAAUGAUUUUCGAAGCAGUGUGUCUCAUUUGCGUGGCCAUACUAUGGGGCGGGACCAAUCCUUUUUUGAAAAAAAACUCAAAAGAUAUCACAACCAUCAAGGCGGAUUCUGCAAUAAAACAAUUUUUGUUAGAAUUAAAAUAUCUACUGACAAAUACUCGAUAUUUGAUACCAAUGGCGCUUAAUCAGCUAGGGUCCAUACUUUAUUUCUUAACGUUACAGAGGGCUGAUUUGUCAUUAGCUGUCCCUGUGGCUAAUUCACUCACAUUUGUGUUUACAGCAGUGUCUGGUUUUAUUUUGGGAGAAGAGCCUCCUAAAAAGAAUACUAUUUUGGGGGUUUUACUGAUUUUGGUUGGAACUUUUUUGUGUUGUUACGACAAUUACCUCGUUCGUUAUAAAUUAUAAUGAUUUUCUUGUCAAGUAGUAUAUUGCCAUGGCAAUAUACAGGGUGUCUCAGGGUAUUGGUAAAGUUGGUAAAGAAAAAAACAACUUAUUACAAAAACUAGGCAAAAUCGACUAAUAAAAAUUUGGCUUAAAAACACUAAUAAAAAGCUGCAUCCAAAAAUGCCAAGAAACAUAAAUUGUUUUAUUUAAAAAGCACAUGUUUGUAUUGUAACUAACUUUUAACACGCUGUAUAGUUCAAAACUUUUAUUAUUUACUCCAACUAAAUUAUACUAAGCGGUAAACACCACUUUACAACUCCCCCAAAUCCCUCCUCCUCGCCACUUCGAAGAAAAGUCCACAAACCGACGAAACAAACUUUAAAGCCUAGACAAAAAAAUACUAAAUUUCCAAAAUUCCACUCAACUUACUUUAAUAACAAACGCAAAAUCGAACACGAAAAAAGGACUUUGGAGUAUAAAAGGCUUCUGAGCAUUGGUCAUCAGGAUAAGCAACAUUUUUCGAUUCGAAAAAUUCCAAGAAGUCCAACGAGAAGUCC
This is a messenger RNA of Tribolium madens (black flour beetle), 1042 nucleotides long. RefSeq names its product transmembrane protein 234 homolog. The record is from RefSeq and is a predicted model, not a curated record. Bases 105 to 506 code for a protein of 133 amino acids. NCBI's taxonomy places the organism in Eukaryota, Metazoa, Arthropoda, Insecta, Coleoptera, Tenebrionidae. The transcript has 4 exons.